Molecule: messenger RNA, 648 nt
Organism: Aureobasidium musti
Lineage: Eukaryota; Fungi; Ascomycota; Dothideomycetes; Dothideales; Saccotheciaceae
Source: the annotation of a GenBank genome assembly
AUGGCAUCCGAAGCGCGUCUCUAUACCUUCUCGCCCGAAACCAAGACCGCAUUGCGCAAGUUCCCAGCAAACACCGUAGAAGCCCGAACGGAUACGCCUCUACACACCCCUCAAAAGAGACACAGAAAGAGCUCGGGAAACAGAGAAGACUACACCACAAGAGGAGAGCCCAGCAAUACAGAGGAGACAAGGGUUACUCGAUACGAGAGCGCAGAAUGGCUGAAACCACUUUCUCAAGGAACAGACCAAAUCGACAAAAAGACACUAGAAAUCUCAAAGGCAGACGAUGAAGUCUACACCGAUCUGAGCUUACUGGGCGAGGAACUGCCCGACCACUCGCCCAGGUUCAUCUUGCUCAGUUACCCCUUGACCAUGGUACGCCGUCUUUUCUCCUUCUCUACUUUCUAUCAACCACAACUAUGGAACGUUGUGCUGACUCAAGGGCCCUUCUCACAGGCUUCUGGACGUCUAUCUGUCCCCUACGUCAUGCUAUACUACCUGCCCGUCACCUGCAACAGCGAGCUCAAAAUGGUCUACGCAGGAGCAAAGGAACUGAUGCGCAACCAAGCAGAAGUCGGUCGCAUCAUCGAGAUCGACAGCGCCGAAGAGCUAGAAGAGAUUGAGGAUCAGCUCAGAGGAGAGGAGUAG